AUGAAUUAUAUUGUUGGUAUUACCUCAGAUAAGACUCUGAAAAUCAAAGGACACAUUGAUAAGGAAGAAGUUAUCGUGCUAUUUGAUAUUGGGGCGUCGCAUAACUUCAUCUCACAUGAGUUGGUGCGUAGAUUGGGUAUAUUGGUUGAAAGGGAAAAGACUUUUGGAGUAAUGGUGGGUAACAAGGUGACAGUAAGAGGGGAAGGGAUAUGUAUACGAAUAAAAAUGGAGAUACAAAGAGUUAUGGUGCAACAAGAUUAUUUUCCUUUUGAUUUAGGAGGAGUAGAUGUGGUAUUAGGAGUAUCCUGGUUGAGUUCACUUGGGGACAUGUGUGCGAAUUGGAAGAAUUUAACCAUGGCUUUUGAGGUAGAAAGGAGACAUGUGAUGUUACAGGGGGACCCCUCACAGAUGGCUUAUGGUUUUGAUGAUGAAGUUUUAUUUGGAGUAUGGAACAUUGGAACUGAAGUUGCAGAGAAGGAAAAGAUAGAAAUGUUGGAUAUGUAUUUGCAAAGAGAGUGA
Messenger RNA from Pistacia vera, 519 nucleotides. RefSeq lists its product as uncharacterized. Lineage: Eukaryota; Viridiplantae; Streptophyta; Magnoliopsida; Sapindales; Anacardiaceae. Bases 1 to 519 code for a protein of 172 amino acids. The record is from RefSeq and is a predicted model, not a curated record. The transcript is spliced from 2 exons.